Messenger RNA from Pocillopora meandrina, 2686 nucleotides. The record is from the annotation of a GenBank genome assembly. NCBI's taxonomy places the organism in Eukaryota, Metazoa, Cnidaria, Anthozoa, Scleractinia, Pocilloporidae.
AUGCACGUGCGUUCUGCCCUUACAAAUUCAUGUGCUGACGGACUUCGAAACAAAAGGAAGGCGCUGGCGAUGGCGAAAUUUAUCUUGUCUAUUUUCCUUGCAAUAUUCCUUCAAACCCUUUAUGUAAAUGCAGAGGAGUAUGUAGACAAGUGCAUAGAAGGAAAGUGGCACAAAGAGUCGCCCUCUCCCGAAACAGCCGAGUUCAAAACUUGCCAUGCCUUUAAAGAAAGCAGUUGUUGCAACGCAGCCUUUACGGUGGAAUUGAUGGCCAACGAAACCCGCAAUUUGUACAACCAUUCCUGGCAUCGCUGCGGUACUCUCUCAGCAAAAUGUCAAUCCUUUUGGGUUAAGCAGGUAAACUCGGGGAUCAGAUAAAUAUGCUUCGUUUUCAGGUUGAAGAAAGGUCGUUAAACACACCUGUUGCUAUCGCCUCGCAGUGAUUUUUUCUGAACAGAAGCAAUCAGAAGACAAUCUUGGGAAGCAGGUUUCUGAUAUUCACUUCGAUUACUAGGCAGCUAUACAAAGGCCGAUUUGGACAACUAGCCCGGCUUCUGAUUUUAAUUUUGUUAAGCCUUUUAAGUAUCAAGUAAGGCACUCCGCAUAAAAUUUAUGAUUGAUUAUGCAACAUUGACCCAUGUGGUAACUAAAUAUUUGUCACGCGAUUUUCAGCAACUGUCAAGUGUUAUUUUGACCAAAAAAAUUAAAUUUAGCAGGAAUAUCAAAAUACUUGGUGAUUGCGUACGAUAAAUUGAGUAGAAAUCCAGGUUUACUAAAUCUUACUUUUUCUGUUUUCCUAUCUUUUACACAAAUGUAAAAAAGAUUUACUGUAGCUCCGGUCAUGGCUGUCACAGUGGUUCAUGCUUUGCUUUGAAGCUACAGGAAAACGUCUUGUGAUUUCAGAGUGAUCAUUAAUUGAAAGCUUACUAUUCCACCCCAAAAGGAAAAAUUUCUGUUCAAUCCCGAAUGUCAUUAUGCAUACAGUUCUCGGAUAAAAAAAAAAACAAAGCCAAAAUAGACUGCCUUUUGGACUUCGGCUUUGUUUUAGAACAGUACGAGGUCAUGCCGGAAUCUUUCCUGUCUGUUGAGUUUUAAUGACUUUGCCUUUUUUUCUUUUUUUUCAGGAAUGUUUUUAUCAGUGUUCUCCCAAAGUUUACCGAUAUGAAGAUCCAAAUUUUAAAGGGGGUCUGAAAGGUAAUAUACAAGAUAGCAUACUAAUUUACUAUGCUUGACAAUGUAUGAUUGUUUCCACUUACAUCUGAGCAGACAUCUUGGCAAGAGAUCAAGAUCACUUUCUCUGCAUUUCACAUUUCAGGCAUGUUUUCAAGACUAGUGUUAUACACUUAAUGUAUGGUCAAGAGGGAAAACAAAACAGUCUCCCUUGGGACCCAUACAUUAUGUGCUUUGCUAUAUAUUUAGACUUUCCCUUAAACAAUCAUAUGGCAAAAACAUGCUGUUGUAUUCGGCACGCAGGCAACAACUGCGCAAUUGUAUCAUGGUCAGGAUACAUUUGCAUUUAUCAGGGGCACGUGACCAAGAAUCAACCAAUCACAGUGCUCAUUUUAUUGGGUGAAGGCUUAGGUGUAUAACAAAGCCAGAUGUUAUCAUGCUGUCGUCGCAGUAGCCUUCUUAAUUUGACUUUACGUUGUGUUUAAGCGUCAUCUUUUCUUUGGUUAAUCUUUUUUAUACUCUAUAUAUUCUUCAAUCUUUUGCUGACACUUAAAAGUAGCCAUCAAUUUCUCUGGUGCAUGACAGGAUGUAAAAUACAAUAUAUAGUGUGUGCGGUGGAUAUGCCUGUAAUCAACAGGGUGUUUACUGAUACAAACUGCAACCAUUUGCAACGUGCAUGCUGUGAUAAAUUUCACGUACCUAUAGGUUGAAGAAGGUGGGUUUUAUGAAUGGCCCAGAUUAAUUGUAACUCCAUGACCCCUUAUAGAUUGUAAAGCAUUUGAUUCCUCCUUACAAAUAUAACACUCCUGAAUCACACAUUAAAUUCACAAGAAUAAAAGAAAUGAUCACAAAUGAAAGAAGUUCUCAAUUGUUUAAAAAAAUGGAUUAAAGUUGCCAGAAGUUCCUAUUUUGUUAUUUGAUACUUAUUGCAUUGGGAGUUGUACAACUUUUGAAAAUUUACCUUUCAGGUGUACCAGUUUGUUCUGGAUUUUGUGAUGAGUGGUAUGAAGCCUGUAAGGAAGAUCAGAUUUGUGUUGAAAAUGUUCUUGCGGACUAUAACGUCACCAAACAUGAUGAGAAUUACUGUCCUGUCAACAGUAGCUGUAAGUCGUACCAGGCCAUGUAUGGAAAUGGUAAGAACCUUUGCGAGAAGAUGUGGGGAGAGUCGUACAAAUACACCCUGCCGGAUGCUGAUUACUCCAACUGUUUAAUGAUGGAUCCAUCUAAGAAAGUGAAAGGCAUUGGCAUCACCAGUGUCCCCAACAUUUCUCUGUUGGCUCUCAUCCUCUUCAUCAUGGCUUUAAUGCAAUAGUUUGUGUGUUAUUCUUCUUUGUUCAGAAACAAAUUCUUCUUUGAUUAAGGCUCCUGGUGAAUUUUGUUUUGUCUCAGUUGAAGCUGUGAUGACAUUGUGUGCAUUUGAAAUCACUUAAGGAAGUUACAGAAUGCAGAUGUUAUGCUAGACUGUCCCUCAGCACCUUUGUAAGACAAACUUAUUUUAAAAUGAUUGGUGCAGGACCAA